Helianthus annuus (common sunflower) is the source of this 642-nucleotide messenger RNA. RefSeq lists its product as uncharacterized. Bases 1 to 642 code for a protein of 213 amino acids. The transcript is spliced from 2 exons. Gene Ontology annotation, molecular function: zinc ion binding; nucleic acid binding. The record is from RefSeq and is a predicted model, not a curated record. NCBI's taxonomy places the organism in Eukaryota, Viridiplantae, Streptophyta, Magnoliopsida, Asterales, Asteraceae.
AUGGCUGGCUCAGAUAAAAUUAAUAGCCACCCAAUGGAGAACAAUGAUAACGCCCGAAUUAAUUUAACGGGUGCUGAACUAAAAACGUUGGUAGACGACGCAGUUAAGAAGGCCUUAGAGCGGCAGUACGAAGAGUAUAGUGGGACUCGUAGUAGGACCCUAUCUAUACCACAUUCGAAGCCUCCUUCCAAGAAGGAUGAACCCAAGAAGGAAGAUGACGAGCGUCACCCUUCUAAUAAUUACAGCGAUCCGUCUCAACAGAUCAUACUGAAUCAAGGACCCCAUGAUAAGGGUUGCUCCUACAAGGGCAUGGCUGCCAAGGCCUCUAAAAAUGGAAAGAGAAAAAGGGAGGAUGAGAAUUCUCGUCGCUCCGAUAGGAAGAGUUCCGGGUUAAAAAGAGGCAGUCAACAGUCGGUUGAGAAGACCAAGUGCGAAACCUGUAGGAAAUACCACCUCGGGAAAUGCAGAUUCGAAUCUCAGCCCCUACCUUGUGGAAUUUGCAAAUCACAGGAACAUAAAACCCUGGAUUGCGAAAAGCUAAAAGAUGCAACCUGUUACGGUUGUAACGAGAGGGGGCAUGUCAAGACCAACUGCCCUAAGAAUCAGAAGAAACCCGAAGAAGCCAAAAGAACAAACGCAUGA